AUGUCGAAUAAGUAAAUUAAUGAUGAGAAUUGAGGAUUGAAAAAUAUUCUAAGAUUUUGAAUUUAAUUAAUUAAUAAGGAUGUGUUACUAGAACUACUUGUGCAGCUGCAACUAUUUAAGCUGCUUGUGUGAAAAAUAGUUCAGGUGGGGAUUGUUAUUGGACUGGAACAGCUUGUGUUGAUAAAACUUGUGCAAAUGCACCACUUACUAUGACUACAAAUACAGCUUGUGGUGGAUUUGUUCAAGAUUGUAUUACUAAAACUGGAGGAGGUUGUGUUGCUAAUGGUGCUUGUUCUGCUGCUACUCUUCCAGCAGCUUGUGUUAAGAACAAAGACAAAGUUGAUUGUAUUUGGGAUACUACUUGUAAAGAAAAGACUUGUGCUAACGCUCCAAUUACAAAUAACACUCAUGA
Paramecium sonneborni is the source of this 412-nucleotide messenger RNA. Lineage: Eukaryota; Ciliophora; Oligohymenophorea; Peniculida; Parameciidae. The record is from the annotation of a GenBank genome assembly.